AUGUUGCGAAACCUGCCGAACAAUUAUUCCAGGGACAAUCUUCUGCACAUGCUGGACCGGAACGGAUUCAAGGACUUGUAUGACUUCGUGUACCUGCCCUUUGACUUUGGCCGAAAUGCCAAUCUGGGCUACGCAUUCGUCAACCUGGUCAGUCCUGUUGACGUGGCGAGAUUCUGGCGGGUUUUCCAAGGCUACUCAAAGUGGACACUUCCUACUUCCAAGGUUUGUCAAGUCAGCUGGAGUGGGCCUCACCAGGGGUUCGAAGCGCACGUGGCCCGCUACCGCAACAGCCCCGUGAUGCACAGGUCAGUUCCGGAUGAGUUCAAGCCAGUCAUCUUCAAGGAUGGAGUUCGGCAAGAGUUCCCGCCCGCAACCAGGAGACUGAAGCCUCCUGGCCGGUUUGCGGGACGCUGA
Molecule: messenger RNA, 414 nt
Organism: Symbiodinium pilosum
Lineage: Eukaryota; Dinophyceae; Suessiales; Symbiodiniaceae
Source: the annotation of a GenBank genome assembly